AUGGCAGGUGUUGCAGAUCCAGCUAUACCGCAGCCGCACGCCAUCUAUGUAGGUUACAAUGAGCGCCGUCACAGGACUUGUACAGGGAUGUGCAUGGACUCAAAACGGUCUGUGUUUGUAGAUGAAGGGCUGCACGUAAGAAGCGAAGACGUGGCGUUUCAGCAUGGAGUUACGUGUAGGACAGGCGCAGGGACGACACAGCUAAAGCUACUUCAUCUAGUUGAUUAG
This is a messenger RNA of Symbiodinium pilosum, 228 nucleotides long. Lineage: Eukaryota; Dinophyceae; Suessiales; Symbiodiniaceae. The record is from the annotation of a GenBank genome assembly.